This is a messenger RNA of Entamoeba invadens IP1, 1005 nucleotides long. RefSeq lists its product as hypothetical. The coding region runs from base 1 to 1005 and encodes 334 amino acids. The transcript has a single exon. NCBI's taxonomy places the organism in Eukaryota, Evosea, Mastigamoebida, Endamoebidae. The record is from RefSeq and is a predicted model, not a curated record.
AUGUUCAAUUUUUUGGACGAACAAAGUAAUUUUAAUGAACAACUCCAAAAAGAAUUUUCAGUUGAAACUGUCGACGAUAUUGAAGAUAAACCGAAACAACUUGAAACUAAACUUUCACACAAAAACGAAGAAAUACUCAUAAAAAAACCACAAGACGAUUUAGCCGAAAAUAAUAAUUUGGAUAACAAUAACGACAUUUUCCAAGUAAAUUCCGAACAAGAAAGUUCGUGCCUGUUCGACAGACUUUUGGCAAUUCAACAAGAACUUUUAAAAAAUGAUAAAACCGCUCCUAACUUUACUCAAACAUAUUCAGAUUUUUUCACUGAUGAAGAUGAAAAAAGUGAUAACGAAACACUUCCAAUUUUACCACAAAACGAUAUUAAAACAAACAACAAAACGACGCAAAGCGAUAAAGAGGAGGAAAUUGAGCGCAACAAAUUACUUGACACCUUUCUUCAACAAUUUGAUGCAGUGAAAAUUACAAAAACGCAAAAUAAAAAGUCGGAAAAGACCGAAAAAGUCACAAAACCGCCAAAAAGUCUGAAAGAGCGAAUUGCAGACAAACUACCAUCAAAAGACAGUAAAAAUCUUCAACACGAAAAACAAGGAAAAACAUAUUCUGUUGAUUUAACUCCCUUUUCCGUGUCUUUAAAAGACCAACUUGAUUAUAUGGAACUUGAAAGAUUUAAAGAAAAACUAAAUAUCUACAACGAUUACAAAGAUGACAAAACUCAAAGGAGCGAUAAUAAUUUGGCCGAUAAUACUUUCAACAUUUUCAAUUUUGAAAAAAGUCCAAAACUGACGUGGAGAGACGUGGAGAAAUGUUUUUGUUUUGAUAACGAUAACACUUUGCCUGUGAGCAAAAUUGAGUUUGAAAGUAUGCGGGGAAACUAUCAAGAGUAUUUCGAAAUGAAACAAAGGUGGAAACAAAUGGAAAUGUGCGUUAAUAAAAUGUGGGCGUCACCACUCAUCAUUUUUGAAAAAUUCAACCAACUGGCUGUGUAG